AUGGGAGGAACUCUGUUCAUUUUUCUUCUAACAAUUACUCAUGUUUCACUAUUAUUAAACUUAGCCAUUGCAACACUGAAUCCAAACAUAGGGUUUAGUUUAAAGAUGAUCCAUAGAGACUCCAAAGAAUCACCUCUAUACAUAGGCGACCGUUUAACACGAGACCAGAGGCUUCAAAGAUUCGUUGAGCAAUCCAAAGCUCGAGCACAUUACAUCGAGUCACAAAUAUUACUGGAAAGCAAUGCAACAUACUCCAUGAAUCCUGAUGCUUUACAAUUCACUGCAACUUACAAUCCAGGAAUGUUUUACGUUGCAUCGGUUGGUUUAGGUACGUUUCCCGGUAAACAACAACAGUCAUUCAUGAAUUACUAUUUGGUGAUUGAUUCAGGUAGUGCUAAGACGUGGCUUCAGUGCGAAGGUGCCACUGAAACUUUCGUUCAAGAUGUGCCACUUUAUCCUUGGAAAUCGUCAACUACAUAUCAUCCUGUUCCUUGUAACACACAUCCUCUUUGCACCGUACAUAAUUGCAAUAGUGAUGAACAAUGCACUUACGCAUCAGGCUACAUGAGUGGAUCAUCUACAAGCGGUGUUUUUGCUAAAGAGAAGUUCACUCUAGGCUCCGACACUAAUGCCUCCGAAAGCAUCGAGUUAUACAUGGGUUGUGGUCUUGUCCAGAAGAAUUUUGAUGGUCUCAAUGGUAAUGGAAAACCUAAUGUCGUUGCAGGAAUACUUGGUCUAGGGCAAGGUCCAGAGUCUUUUCUAAAUCAAUUGGGUGCUGCCGGACUAGGUAAAUUUUCUUACUGCUUCCAGACGUUUAACGAAAAUACCAAUGCAUCCGACACAUAUUUAAGGUUCGGUGCAGAUGCGACAAUUGGAACCAGAGCUCGAAGACUAGGUGCAACUCCUAUUGUGGUGCCGACGCAGUUUCUGACGCCAUUGUAUUACUUAAAACUAGAAGAUGUUAGUGUAGGUGACAAAAGAGUAAGAUUUCCUAGGGGUACAUUCGAGCUUAACAAUCGAGCAGAAGGUGGUAGUAUAAUAGAUACUGGUUCUCCAUUAUCCCAUAUGUAUAAAGAUCAUUUUGACAGAGUUGCAGGGUUGGUGAGGGCACAUUUUGACGAGCUCGGAGUCCGAUACAUCGGUCCCCAACACGGUUUCGAUGUUUGUUUCGAGGGAAUAUUUGAAACUCUCAACUAUCCUCCUAUAACACUUCAUUUUCAAGGAGCAGACUAUGUUAUUUCAGAUCAUGAAGCUAAUUUUAUGAGAUUAGGUGUCGACACUGUUUGUUUAGGGUUCCUGCGACAAGAUGGUAAUAUCCCAGCUUUUAUCUUAGGAGCAAUGCAACAAACAAAUAAACGGAUUGUGUAUGAUACCAUACUUCAGGCGCUCUUCUUCGGUGAUGAGUAUUGCAAAUUAAAUUAA
Papaver somniferum (opium poppy) is the source of this 1422-nucleotide messenger RNA. Its product is annotated as aspartic proteinase CDR1-like. Gene Ontology annotation, cellular component: extracellular region. The transcript has a single exon. The coding region runs from base 1 to 1422 and encodes 473 amino acids. The record is from RefSeq and is a predicted model, not a curated record. Lineage: Eukaryota; Viridiplantae; Streptophyta; Magnoliopsida; Ranunculales; Papaveraceae.